Cadophora gregata is the source of this 360-nucleotide messenger RNA. RefSeq lists its product as uncharacterized. The record is from RefSeq and is a predicted model, not a curated record. Lineage: Eukaryota; Fungi; Ascomycota; Leotiomycetes; Helotiales; Ploettnerulaceae. The coding region runs from base 1 to 360 and encodes 119 amino acids. The transcript is spliced from 2 exons.
AUGGCAACUACUUUCAAAAUCGGCCAACGUAUUGAAGGAAAGAUUGGUACCUACAUCGUCUCGCAACAACUCCACAAAGAUAUCUGGACUGCUACGAAUCCAAAUCUGGGCAGGGUAAUCUUAAAGAGUGCACCUAAGUAUCGCUUGGACAACGAACGCGAUGUCCUCAGGCAUUUUCAUGCCCGGCGAGGAAUUCGCCAGCUCUUGGACGAGACACAAGACCCGCCAUCUCUUGUGCUAAAACACCUUGAUGAAAAUCUCUUGAGUGCAUCAAAUUUCCAAAGUCUUAAGAAAACCGAAAUUAAGUUUAUCGCAAAAAGGGUCCUCGAAGCGCUACAAGCAUCCCAUGAAGAUGGCUAG